UCGACUCUCGCGAGACCAACCUCUUCCUCCUCAUCCUUCUCUCGUUAUACUAUUCGUGCUUCUACACCUUUGCCACUUUCUUCCUUGCUCUCGCCCUUCGAAAAACGAGCUCGAUUCUUUCUAAAGGAUCCACGCGAUUAUCAGUAACAAACACUGGUCCUGAAGAAACGUCAACCGAUUCGUGUUUAUCUCUAAGUUUAUCCGACGGCUACGAUUUUUACAGUUUUCUAUAAAGACUUAACGAAGCUUUACAAACUUUUUCGAUCGUUUUAAGUGAAAUGAAUAAAUGCAACGACGUUGUGUAUGGUGAUAGGACUCUGUCGGAAAAUACAAUGGACUGAUCGUUUAAGUGAUGUAAUAUAUAUUUGAUGAAUGUGAUGAACUUUUCUUGUUGGACUUUUACGACGAUGUAUUUGUAAGUAAUAAAAAAAAAUUGAGUAAAAUAUAGAUAUAAUAAAAUUAAGACAUCGUUAGUGAGAAACAAAAGAAAUUAAGAAUAUAAACCGAAAACAAUGGAGACGAGCGAUCCGUCGGGUCGAUUAACGAUAGAGGAUCUAUCUGAUUGUCGAAGCGACAGCAAUCAUUCUGAGACACAAGUACGUGCUUUUCAGGAUUACGAAAGAGUUAAGGAAUUAAAUUUGUCGGUGGAUAAAAAUAAGGAGGAUACUUCGAACGAACCGAAAGAUUUUCACAUUGGUCUAGAAGGUAGAACAUCGAUGCGUUUCGAUGAAUUUUCUAACGACAUUACUAGAGGCGUUUCAAUGACCUUAAACAAAGCAAAAGAUUUUGGUUACUCUACGAACGGCAUAAGUAACUUGAAUUAUUCAUUGGAAAGAACAAACGAACCUGAAGAUUCAAUGGAAAUGGCAACGUCACUUUGUAGAUCGAAAAAUUCCACCGCGAAGGAUUUACUUUUCAAUCUUCGCGAAACAAGACAAAAAAAUGCUCAUCCGACGCUCUCGUCUUUGGACAGAUGCAACAAGGAUCUUAAUUUUGGUAUCGAGAGAGACAUCAAGGACUUCGGUUUGCUGAAGAAUUAUGGACUCGAUCGUAUGAAGGAAUUCAACUUGUCGUUAGAUCGGAUUAGAGACAAUCAUAUAAGUAAUCUCACACUCGAAAGGCUACGUGGAAAUGCUGGACUCUUGGAGAAUCCUGCCAUUUUGGACCACAGUGAAUUCAGAAAUCUUCAGGUACAACAAAGAAGUCCAGAAUUGGAAGCUAUUGCCUUGGAACGUAUGAGACGUUCUCAUCUUUUAGGCACCGAUCUCUCCGUACAAAAUCUCUCGACGCAGCUCCCUCACUCGCAUGCCAUCACACAAAUGGAACACUCUCAGGCACAACAACAACAACAAGCUAAAUCCUUCACCAUUGACGCAAUUCUUGGACUGAGAAAUAAUCAAAGAGAAAAACGUGGACAACAGCAACAAUAUAGAAAACAUCAGGGUACUUCCCGUCAGGAAAGUUCAACGAAGAACGGAAGUUCGAGCUUACGUUCACCCGGCGGUGGAAAAUCAAAGAGAGUGAGGACGAUUUUCACAGCCGAACAAUUGGAACGACUUGAAGGCGAAUUCGCUCGUCAGCAAUACAUGGUUGGCCCUGAAAGACUAUACUUGGCUCACGCAUUGAGAUUGACCGAGGCGCAGGUCAAGGUCUGGUUCCAAAAUCGUCGAAUCAAGUGGCGCAAGCUUCACCACGAACAACAGACUCAGAGAGUUCAGGAAUUUCAGAGAUCGCUGAGCACGUCCUUAGAACACGAGGACUGCAACGAGACAGAUAAAUGGUGA
This is a messenger RNA of Vespa crabro (European hornet), 1784 nucleotides long. RefSeq lists its product as uncharacterized. Lineage: Eukaryota; Metazoa; Arthropoda; Insecta; Hymenoptera; Vespidae. Gene Ontology annotation, biological process: regulation of DNA-templated transcription; neuron differentiation; central nervous system development. The record is from RefSeq and is a predicted model, not a curated record. The transcript has 2 exons. Gene Ontology annotation, molecular function: DNA binding; DNA-binding transcription factor activity, RNA polymerase II-specific. The coding region runs from base 513 to 1784 and encodes 423 amino acids.